AUGGUCAUGGCCGAUCGCCCUCAAGGGAGCUUUGCUCUCCGCCCCAGCGAUCACGACCUGAUCACGUUCGUCCUCCACCCCAUGGUCGCUCGGCAGCAGCGCUUCAACGGCGGUGGCAUCGUCGUUCACCUGGCCGACGUCUACUCCGUUGCCCCCGAGAGGCUGACCGAGCGGUACGCGCCGGCGCCGGGCAGCAGGACCUACUGGUACUUCAUCUGCCCCGCACGCUGCGGCCACAAGGCCGCGCCCGGCGCCCUGGGCGAGGGGAGAUGGAACUCGGAGACCGGCGAGGUCAGCCCCGUCAGGGGCGCGGACGGCCGCAGCGUCGGGCACUCGCGCACGUUGUCCUACUCCUACGGCGGCGCCAGGACGCCGCCGCCGUGGACGACAGUCACCAGGCACGGCUGUUGCAUGUUGGAACUCGCGCUCGACGACGAGCAUGGCGGCGGCGGCGUGGGAGGAGGAGAUAGAGAUUUCGUCCUGUGCAAGUUGUUCAGGUCGCCUCACAAUGAGGUAGCCGUGCCCCCGCUCCUCUUCAACUGCAAGAGGAAGGCGGUCGGCGACCACACGGAGGCUCCACCCAGCGUGCGGCAGCAACUGAUGCAGCACUCAUUCUGA
Molecule: messenger RNA, 618 nt
Organism: Miscanthus lutarioriparius
Lineage: Eukaryota; Viridiplantae; Streptophyta; Magnoliopsida; Poales; Poaceae
Source: the annotation of a GenBank genome assembly